This is a messenger RNA of Ricinus communis (castor bean), 2507 nucleotides long. RefSeq names its product cytochrome P450 78A5. The record is from RefSeq and is a predicted model, not a curated record. The transcript is spliced from 2 exons. Gene Ontology annotation, molecular function: monooxygenase activity; iron ion binding; oxidoreductase activity, acting on paired donors, with incorporation or reduction of molecular oxygen. Bases 565 to 2184 code for a protein of 539 amino acids. Lineage: Eukaryota; Viridiplantae; Streptophyta; Magnoliopsida; Malpighiales; Euphorbiaceae.
UGGGCCCAAUAAUUGCCUCCACAAAGACAUCUCACUAUCAUUCCAUUCCCACCCAAGUAACGCAUACCCAUACUUGGCCCGUAAUGGCAGAAUUGUAAUUUCAGGACAUAUAAAAGGAUUUGAAAAAAAAAAAUUGUUUAAUUCUUAUUUUCUCAAAAGCAAAAAAAAAAAAAAAAAAGUUAUAAUAAUUAUGAAAUUAUAGAAAAAGAAAAAGGUAACCACAGUGGAUAAAUAUUUUUUAACCAUGGUUAACUUAUACUUAUUCUUUAAGGCCAAAACGUUCCUAUAUAACCGCACUCUCUCCUUCAUUUCCUUCUUCACCUGCAACUUCCCAGUUCUCUCUUCUCUCUCUCUACCUUCGGUUUCAGUGCCUCUUCAGUUUCUAGUCUUUUGUCAUUUCAAAAACCCUCCAUUACCUUGCCAAGAGCACCCGCACACUGCAGAAGCAUAACACUUAGGAGUUCCUUUUGUAGCUAAAUCAAGAAAAGAAAAAAAAAAGAAAAAAAAAAAACCACGUCUUUUUACUAGUUUCUCUCCAUUUGUCAACUGUCCAUAUAAAGAAAAAUGUCUCAACAGUUAACCUUUGAGUACUUUCCUUCCAUUUCUCGAACUGGGUCUUCACCAUUUUUAAGUUUGGAGUUCAUUUUGUGCGUCUUUCUCUUUGUUUCCAUUUUCUCUUUCUGGUUAUCUCCCGGUGGUCUUGCUUGGUCUCUUUACAAAACUCUCUUUGUUAACAAUAAUAAUGUCCAAUCUAAAACAGCUAUUCCUGGUCCUUCUGGUUGGCCUGUUCUCGGCAUGGUUUUAGCUUUUACUGGUUCUUUAACUCAUCGAGUUCUUGCUAAAACCUCUCAGGUUCUUAAAGCUAAGACCUUGAUGGCUUUUUCUAUUGGCCUCACUCGUUUUAUUAUCUCUAGCCAUCCUGAAACAGCUAAAGAGAUUUUAAACAGUUCAGCUUUUGCUGAUAGACCCGUUAAAGAAUCCGCUUAUGAACUUUUGUUUCAUAGAUCAAUGGGUUUUGCACCUUUCGGUGAGUAUUGGAGGAAUUUGAGGAGAAUUUCAGCUACCCAUUUGUUUAGCCCUAAAAGAAUUGCUUCUUUUGCUGGGCUUAGGGCUGUUAUAGGGCAAAAAAUGGUUGCUGAGAUAAAGGGUUUAGUGGAGAGAGAUGGUGUUGUUGAAGUUAGAAAAGUAUUGCACUUCGGCUCACUUAACAAUGUUAUGAAAAGUGUGUUUGGAAAGAGUUAUGAGUUUAGUGACAAGAAGCAUAAUGUUGAUGCCUUUGAGCUUGAGGGUUUGGUUUCCGAAGGUUAUGAAUUGCUAGGGAGUUUUAACUGGAGUGACCAUUUUCCUUUCUUGGGUUGGUUGGAUUUACAAGGAGUGAGGAAAAGGUGUAGAAACCUGGUUGCUAAAGUGAGUGUUUUUGUAGGGAAGAUUAUAGAGGAGCACAGGAUUAGGAGGGCUGAGAGUGGAAAACAAAGGGCUGUUGCUGGUGAUGAGAAUUUUGGUGAUUUUGUGGAUGUAUUGCUUGAUUUGGAGGAAGAGAACAGGCUUACUGACUCUGAUAUGAUUGCUGUUUUAUGGGAAAUGAUCUUUAGAGGAACUGAUACAGUUGCAAUCCUCCUCGAAUGGAUUCUUGCAAGAAUGGUUUUACAUCCUGAUAUACAAGCCAAAGCCCAGUCAGAAAUCGACACCGUCGUUGGAACUAGCCGAUCAGUUUGCGAUUGUGACCUGCCUAACCUGCCUUACCUCCGCGCCAUUGUCAAAGAAACAUUAAGAAUGCAUCCACCAGGUCCCCUCCUAUCCUGGGCUAGGCUAGCGAUCCAUGACACCCACAUCGGCUCUUAUUUCAUUCCUGCAGGCACCACUGCUAUGGUGAACAUGUGGUCUAUAACCCACGAUCAGCAGUUCUGGUCAGAGCCAGAGAAAUUUAAGCCAGAGCGGUUCAUGGAAGAAGAUGUUGCAAUCAUGGGGUCUGAUCUUAGGUUGGCACCCUUUGGUUCAGGUAGAAGGGUUUGUCCUGGUAAAGCUAUGGGCUUGGCUACUGUGGAGCUUUGGCUUGCUCAGCUGCUCCAAAACUUUAAAUGGGUGCCUAGUGAUUGUGGUGUAGACUUGACAGAAAACCUAAAACUAUCUUUGGAAAUGAAGAACUCUUUGAUGUGCAAAGCUGUGGUUAGGGUUUCUGCUUGAGGAUAAAAGUUUGGUUUGGUGUUAAAUCUUCUUCCAAGAGUUUUGGAACUAUCUUGUGUUGAGAUGACCAAAACGUUUUCAAGUUUGAAGUUUAUUGUUUAUUAGUUUGGGGUGUUAGGGUUUUGUUUUUAGUAACUGGGUUGUGAAAUCUAGUAUUUGCAGGCUUGUGGGUGUUUUCUUUUUUCUGUUAAAAAAACAAGGUUGCAUGUUCUUAAUUAUAUUAGGUCUUGGCUUCUGUUUAAUUCCUUAGUAAGCAUGAAAACUUCUCUAUGCUCUUCUUGUAUAUAAGAUUGCUAUAUAUGAAUGCAAAAUAUUAGCUUGUU